CCGACAACCCAUAUAAAACCAUUGCGCUUCGGAAACCACGUAAUUUACAGCUUUUCUUCAAAAAUGAGUGUCCCUGAGAAAGCUGACCUUGAAGCAAAGCUCAGAGAGCUGGAGUGUCCAUUCACAUGGGACAUAAGUAAGGCUGACAUUGCAGACCUGGAGGGCAUUACAGAGAAACUUCAGGAUCGAGUCAAGUUCUGCCCACGCAGAUACCAUGCCACAUAUCUCAACAUCUUAUCAUUUGUGAGCCAUGUUAAGGGAAAUAAUGAGGGUGCCCUUGAGUUCCUCAGUAAGGCCGAGGCCAUCCUAAAGGCAGACAAGGAGGUCCUAACAGCAUUUCUGGUGACGUAUGCUAACUUUGCCUGGGCUCACUUCCACUCUGGCAAUCUGGGUGACGUGGAGACCUACCUUGGGAAGCUGGAGGAGAUAUGCAAAGGUGUCUCUGGGGCCUUGCAAUACUCAUGCAACCUGCCUGAGGUUCAUGGUGAGAAAGCCUGGACCUUUCUGAGGCUCGGAGCAACAAAUUACAAGAGGGCGAAGGUCAGCUUCGAGAAGGCCCUUGAGGGAGAUGCUGGAAAUGUGUCCUUCAACGUGGGGUACGGGGUGGUUCUGUACAGAAUAGAGGGGCUUGUUCAAGAUGAAAGACUGAGGUCUAAGAAGAGUGAAGCCAUCCCUCAGCUGGAAAAAGCAUUACUCUUAGAUCCCGACAAUGCUGAGGUAAUGGUGCUCCUGGCCCUGAAGCUUCAAAAAAGUGAUAAAUACAAAUCCCUAAAACUGAUUGAAGGUGCCCUCAAGCUGUCCUCUGAUGUGCCCCAAGUGAUGCGAUAUGUGGCCAAGUAUUUCAGAGGGGAAGAUUCCACUGAGGCAUCCCUGGAUAUUCUGGAAAAGGCGCUGGAGCAGGCCCCUAGCUCUUCUUUCCUGCACCACCAGAUUGGCAUGUGCCACAAGCAGCAGCUCAUCAAGAUGUUGCAGAAAGGACCCGGGAGCUGUGUACCAGCAAAUCUGAAGAGGGCCAAGGCUGAGCAGUGCGUCAAGCACUUCAGCAGGGCAGUGGAGCUGAAGCCCUCCAAUAUACAUGCCCAGGUGAACCUGGCUGAGGCCUACAGCGAGAACGAGCAGCUGACUGAGGCGGAGGAGAUCUUCACCGAGCUGCUCCGGGGCGGCUCUCUGCGGGACCCGGAGAAGCAGCACGUUCAAACGUCUUACGGCCUGUUUCUGCUGUACAAGAAGAGGGCGGAGGACCGCGCUGUCGUGCAGCUCAAAGCUGCCUACCGAAUGAAGAUGCAGAACUACAACAGGAAACAAGCUGGCAGAAAGCUGGAGCAAAUUGCAGGGAGGUGGCGAAAAAACAGGCAGAGGGCUGCGGAAGCAACUGAAAUUCUGGCCUUCCUGAGGGCUGAAGACAAGCUUUCUGCUGAAACUGAUGACCUCUCUGCUGCCUUUGAGAGGGGAAUGAAGUUCAAAUAAUGACUAUAAGGAGUGGAAACAUAACAACCACUGAUUUCAUUUUAUUCAAAUGAAUUAAAUAUUAAAUGAAGCAACACUUUCAGGUGAAGAUUGCAAUGCUUGAUUUAUACUGUUCUUUUCAAAUUUAGCAUGUAAGCAACUUCAGAGGUUAAAUAUCCUAAGCAUGAGUAUGGUAACAUUAGAAUAUUAAUGUGUAAUGCAAUAGUUUAAUGACUGACAUAAUUGACACAUUUAUUGUGAUACCCUAGGAGGACAGCUUAAGACGGCACCAUACUAUAAUGGCAUGCAGAUUAAAUUGUAUGCAUUAAUUAAAAGGAAUGCAAUUGCAACAUCCAUCACUGUGUUUCUAUCUUUGUUACAGACAUUAUCCAGAAAUCAAUUGUAUUUGUUUUGCUGAAAUUACAUGACUGACAUGUCAUUUCAGACCCAUGUAAAACAACGAAAAUACAAAAUUCUAAUUUCCAAGUAAAUAAUUACCAUAAGGCAACGAUUUCUUUGCCAGCAUCCGAAACAUGACUCCCUGCUGUAAAGUACUAUGGCGAAUAUUAUUUCAGAACACAUACAAUGUAUAGCAUGGGGAGAAAGGCAGGGCAUUCCUGAACUUCUCUCAUCAAUACUCUGAGAAAGCAAAAGAGUGCUUUGAGAAGGCGCUGGCGUUGGAGCCAGAAGAGAUUAUAAAGAGUGUCAGAGAGCAGAGGAGCUGAUUGAAACGGCCAUGGGCUUGGAUCCCAACAAACCCUACGUGAUACAGUAUGUGUCAAAGUUCUAUCGGAGAAAUAAGCAAUUGGAUAAGACCUUGUCUCUUUUGAAAAGGCUGCAGGAAAUGACACCCAAUUCAGCCUUUGUGCACCAUCAACUCGCCCUGAUCUGCAUGCAUAAAAGACAGGCAUAUAUCCAGAAUGGAGGAGAAGAGGAUGAAACUCUUUACACGCUGUGCAUCCAACACCUGGAUCAGGCCCUCUCCAUUAAACCCUCUUUUGUAUAUGCCAUGUUAGAUUUAGAAGCUUGCUAUGCAGAGAAGAAGAACUUCAAGAAAGCAGAGGAGAUGUUUGAAGAAACAAUUAAAGUGGCUACUGCAAAGAAAGACAGCCUGCAUGUUGUAGAGGUCCGUUACGCAGAUUUCCAGCUCUACCACAUGAAAUCAGUGCCCUUGGCUAUUAUGCAGUACAAGGAAGGGCUUAGACUGCAGAAAGAUACAGCAGAGGGGAAAAGGUGUGCGCAAAUUGCAAAUGAAGACAUUUUGAGUAACCCGCAUGAUGGCAAAGUUUAUGGGCUUCUGGGCUAUGUUCAUGAAAUAACAGGUGAAAAUCCUCACGCAAUUAAGUGCUAUGAGAAGGCCAUUCUUCUUGACCCUGGCAACAAGGAGUAUCUCACUGCUCUGGGCAAUCUCCGCUAACCCUGGAAAUGAAAUCAACAUUUUAAAAUGCAAAGCCCAUUUAAAUGGCAUACACUGGAAAAGCUUUAGUUUGUUUUCAUUUAUUUCCUCACUAGCCACUUUUGGGCUGCAAAGUGCAAGUGCAUGAAUAUU
This is a messenger RNA of Conger conger (European conger), 2995 nucleotides long. Its product is annotated as interferon-induced protein with tetratricopeptide repeats 5-like. NCBI's taxonomy places the organism in Eukaryota, Metazoa, Chordata, Actinopteri, Anguilliformes, Congridae. Gene Ontology annotation, cellular component: cytosol. Gene Ontology annotation, biological process: defense response to virus. The transcript has 2 exons. The record is from RefSeq and is a predicted model, not a curated record. The coding region runs from base 64 to 1467 and encodes 467 amino acids. Gene Ontology annotation, molecular function: protein binding.